CCCUCCGUCCCUCCCGGUGCCCUCGGACUGUGCCCGGUUCUCCCGGUGUUCCCCGAGCUGCGGCAGCAUCGCGCAGAGGCAGCACCGGGCGCUCCCGUUUUCCAGGUUCGCCUGGCGCAGGAUCAUCCCGCGGAUAGCCCCUCAUCCCGGCGGCAGCGGCGAGCCUGGGCGAUGCGGCUCCAAGGCUGACCCUGCUGAGAACCCCUGAGAUACUGAACUCUAUGAGCGGACACCACUUGACUGCACUCAGCACCUUUCAGGACCAGGCCCUAGGAAAUGGUCAGAGGAGCGGAGGGAGCGUCGCCGAUUUGAGACAGAACCAAGGGUCCUGGGCACUAAAUGAGAAUAUGGCCAAUGGCAUUGAAGAUCUUAUCGGGAUCCCAUUCCCGAACCACAGCAGCGAGGUGUUGUGCGGCCUGAACGAGCAGCGGCACGACGGGCUCCUCUGCGAUGUCAUCCUCAUCGUGCAGGACCAGGAGUACCGCACCCACCGCUCCGUCCUGGCUGCCUGCAGCAAGUACUUCAAAAAACUCUUCACUACCGGCACUUUAACCGACCAGCCCUAUGUUUACGAGAUUGACUUUGUCAAGCCUGAAGCACUUUCUGCCAUCCUCGAGUUCGCCUACACCUCAACCCUCACCAUCACCACCUCGAACGUCAAGCACAUCCUCAGCGCUGCCAAGAUGCUGGAGAUCCAGAGCAUUAUCAACGUAUGCCUUGAAAUCAUGGAGCCCGACAGGGAGGCCGAAGAGGAAGACGACAAAGAGGACGAAGACGACGACGAAGAUGAAGACGAAGAUGAGGAGGAAGAGGAGGAGGAGGAGGAAGUGGAAGAUUUCGUCAAUCAGGAGAACCUAACCGAUGUACAAGAAGUAAGCUGCCACCAAAGCCCUUCCGAGUCUGAUCUUACCGAAGAAGCAUAUCCAGAAGCACCUAAAGAUUUUCCAAAUCACUUCCCAGCCAGUAACUCCUCUGGACACCUGGGCAUGAUACGAGACUUCUCCAUCGAGUCCCUGUUAAGUGAAAACUUGUACCCUAAGGCAAACAUCCCGGAAAGAAGGCCAACUCUCUCUCCCUUCACCCCCAGCUUCUUCCCCCAUCUGUGGAACGGAGACUUUAGCUCCUUCUCCCAGCUCGAGGAACCACAAGUAGACAACGGCCCCUUGGAUCUGGUGAUCAAAAAGAGGAAGAUCAAGGAAGAGGAGGAGAAGGAAGACCUGCCUCCACCUCCUUUCCCUAAUGACUUCUUCAAGGACAUGUUUGCCAACACCCCAGCAGCUCCCCUAGGGCAUAUUAAGGCAGAGACUGACUAUGGAGCUUAUCUGAAUUUCUUAAGCGCUACCCAGUUCGGAGGAGUUUUUCCUCCAUGGCCCCUGGAGGAAGAGAGGAAAAUAAAGCCCAAGGCGUCCCAGCAAUGCCCCAUCUGCAACAAAGUCAUCAUGGGAGCAGGCAAGCUGCCCAGGCACAUGAGAACCCACACUGGGGAGAAGCCCUAUAUGUGCAAUAUCUGUGAAGUCCGCUUUACCAGGCAGGACAAGCUCAAGAUCCACAUGCGCAAGCACACGGGGGAGCGGCCGUACCUGUGCAUCCACUGCAACGCCAAGUUCGUGCACAACUACGACCUGAAGAACCACAUGCGCAUCCACACGGGCAUCCGGCCCUACCAGUGCGAGUUCUGCUACAAGAGCUUCACCCGCUCCGACCACCUGCACCGCCACAUCAAGCGGCAGAGCUGCCGCAUCGCGCGGCCCCGGCGCGGCCGCAAGCCGGCGGCGUGGCGGGCGGCCGGCCUGCUCUUCGCGCCCGGCGGCCCGCCCGUGGAGAGCGGCUUCGUGAUGCCGCCCGCCCUGGAGGAGAUGAGCGGCCACCUCGGCGGCACGGCCAUGUGCCUUCCCGGCCCCAGCCCCAAGCACUUCCUGAGCGGGGCCAAGGCCCCCUUCAGCCUGCAGGAGCUGGAGAGCCAGUUCGAGGAGACCCAGAGGAAGCUCUUCAGGCGGGCCCAGAUGGACAUGGAGAGGAACGCGGGGAUCUUCGCCUUCGCCCUGGGCCACAAUGAAAACCUCGCCGCCCAGCCCUUCUUCCCGCUCCCCGACCCUUGGAGCACGGGCUUCAGUGGCCUGGCGGGGCUGGGCCACGUGGCUCCCAUCUCGGAGGCGAGCAACUAAACCCGCUCCCGGUCCCGCCAUGCGCCCGCUCCCUUCCCAGCGAGGCAGCCA
Myiozetetes cayanensis is the source of this 2216-nucleotide messenger RNA. RefSeq names its product zinc finger and BTB domain containing 7C (gene ZBTB7C). Gene Ontology annotation, biological process: regulation of transcription by RNA polymerase II. The transcript is spliced from 6 exons. The coding region runs from base 222 to 2165 and encodes 647 amino acids. NCBI's taxonomy places the organism in Eukaryota, Metazoa, Chordata, Aves, Passeriformes, Tyrannidae. The record is from RefSeq and is a predicted model, not a curated record. Gene Ontology annotation, molecular function: DNA-binding transcription factor activity, RNA polymerase II-specific; RNA polymerase II cis-regulatory region sequence-specific DNA binding; protein binding.